Messenger RNA from Talaromyces rugulosus, 468 nucleotides. RefSeq lists its product as uncharacterized. NCBI's taxonomy places the organism in Eukaryota, Fungi, Ascomycota, Eurotiomycetes, Eurotiales, Trichocomaceae. The coding region runs from base 1 to 468 and encodes 155 amino acids. The record is from RefSeq and is a predicted model, not a curated record. The transcript has 2 exons.
AUGGAGUCCAUCUUUCAUUUCUACCGUCGAGACUGCGAGGAAGAGGGCAAUUGUGAGAAACCAACGUCCCAUCUUCUGACAGAUGCUGUGCCUGCUGCGGUAACGGGAGUUGUCCUGGUCGUCGCUGGCAUCGUUAUCUUUAUCAUCGCCAGGCGCAAGCGGAAGCUCUCUGCCGCCGACGACGCCAAGGAACGAGAGUCUCUAGAAAUCGAUCUUUACGAGCCCUCGCAUACCCAAUAUCAAGGACCCGCAUAUGGCGAUCCCUUUAGCAACUCACAUUCGUUAUCGCGCGACCCCGACUAUAACGAGUUUUCCUUGGCCCCUCCAACCCCAAGGCGAGACCAGUCGCCAGCCAAGUCGUUUCAAACAGAGUCCAUCGAUGAACCGCAUUCAUCAACCUCACCACCCCCUGCGUAUUCCAAUCAUGGGUCCAGCGCAAGAGAAGUGCACCCGGAUAGUAAGGUCUGA